UUCGGGGACAAAACAAUUGUCGUCCUUUUGAUCAAUUGACGGCAACCGCGACUUGGUAGGUCGCAAUGAAGAACCUACCAAAUUAUUUGUUACUGACUGUUUAUAAAAGCCAGGAAGCUGCACGUGGUGCUGGUCUAAUCAUGGAUAAGUGUUCCAGGGGAGAUGGUACCGUGAUGGGACAGAAUAAUGCUUGGGCUAGCAGAUGUCUUUCGAUUAUGAUUCUUGGAGAAAAAAGCCUGUAUGGGCUAACGAGAAAUAUUGAGAAGUAAUAGUCUUUUAUGAGAAACUGGC
This is a messenger RNA of Aureobasidium subglaciale EXF-2481, 291 nucleotides long. RefSeq lists its product as uncharacterized. The record is from RefSeq and is a predicted model, not a curated record. The transcript has a single exon. Lineage: Eukaryota; Fungi; Ascomycota; Dothideomycetes; Dothideales; Saccotheciaceae. The annotation marks the transcript as partial.